CCUACAGGUGAUAAGAGUCAUACUUUAGGAAACAACUUUCGUCAUGGCUAUGGCAAAGAAUCCAGAACAGUUACACUUCAACAAGGUAAGAGACACAUCCAGAACUUGGGUGGGCAGUUGAAGUUGAACCAGCAUCGUAAUGACAUGGCCUAUAACUUCUUCAAGAUGGCUGUUCAGAAGAAGCUGACAAGAGGAAGAAAGACCAUGCACAUUGUAGCGGCCUGUCUCUAUCUGGUCUGUCGACUGGAGUCUACUCCUCAUAUGUUGCUAGAUCUCAGUGACUUGCUACAGGUGAAUGUGUAUGUUCUUGGGAAGACCUACCUCAAGUUGUGUCAGGAGCUUCACAUCAAUGUACCUGCAAUCGAUCCAUGUUUGUUCAUCCAGAGGUUUGCUCACAAGCUAGAGUUUGAUGAGAGGACAGAUGUGGUGUGCGAGACAGCGUUGAGACUGGUAUCUAGGAUGAAACGAGACUGGAUGCAUACAGGCAGGAGACCAUCUGGUUUAUGUGGUGCAGCUUUACUUGUCGCUGCCAGAAUGCACAAUUUCAGCAGGACUCAGAAAGAUGUCAUCAAGGUGGUCAAAGUGUGUGAUGCUACCCUCAGGAAAAGGUUAUCUGAGUUUGAGGAGACACCGUCUGGCAAGCUGACCAUCGAUGAGUUUCACAAGAUAGACCUGGAGGAAGAGCAGGACCCACCAUCGUUUACCCGGGGAAGGAGAACCGCAAAACUUGCGCAGUUGGAAGAGCUGAGCAAGAAACAGGUGCGAGAGUUAGAGGGAGAGAUCGCUACUAUACAGAACGAGAUUGAGAGUGCGCUUCAUAAAAAAGUACCAGAUGCAGCAGCAGCAGCGUUAGGGAGUGUACCAGAAGAAGACGAUAGCAACGCUGGCGGUGCUGAACCUAGCAAAGAAAACAUAGAACUUCUCAAACGCUUGGAAGGCGACAGUGUUAAAACUCUAAUCGAGAACAAAGUCAAUUCACAUAAACAGUCGCAAGGAGUUGAUGAAACUGGUGAAAAUGCGGACUUAGCAUCGAAGAGUAGCGUGAAUGCAGAUACGGGAGGGGGAGGAGAUGGAAGAGAAGGAGAGGAGAAAGGAGGGGGAGAUGGGGAAGGAGUAGGAGAGAAAGGAGGGGAGGACGGGGCAAGUGGAGCGGGAGGAGGGGGAGGAGGAGAUGCCACAUCAACAGAGAAAACACUGCCCUCGGGGGAUGUUAUUGAUACGUUGCUUGGAUCUGCAGUAUGGAGCGAUGAAGACAAGGGACUGGGGCCGUCACCAUUAUCCUUGGGAUUUGAAAGCAUCAUCAAAGAGGCUGCUAUUCCAGAAGAAAAAAGUCCUGACAGUGAUGAUGGAGAGUUGGAUUUAACAGGCAUAGAUGAAAAGGAGAUGGAACUGUUUAUUUUGAGUGAAAAAGAAGUGAUGAUAAAAACCACUCUGUGGAUGAAGGAGAACGGAGAAUACAUGAAGCUUAUGGAAGAAAAGGAGCUGAGAUUACGAAAAGAAAGAGAACUGCUUGGAUUGAAACCUGACCAACCAAAGAAGAAGCGGAAAAACAACAAGAAGCCCCCGAUCCAGGCCAACACUGCUGGCGAGGCCAUCGAGAAACUCCUCGUAGAGAAGAAGAUAUCCAGCAAGAUCAAUUACGAUGUUUUACGAGAUCUCACCCAGCCCAGCCCAUCCCACAAACCCAGCCAACCCUCGCAACUAGCGGAGACCUCGCCCUCAGUCAACCUCAGUACGCCGUUCAGGGCGGGAGGUGUCAGCCAGGGUGCCCAGUUGACGAGGGCAGGGAGUCUGGGCGGAGUGAAGCGACUCAGGCAGGGCAUAACUCCCACCAGACCGACUGUCAGAGAGGGACCUGCCCAGAAGACAGCAAAAUUAGAGCCCAAAGAGGAGAAAAACCCCAACCCCUUCACUAUGCCGCAGCCUAAAGCCCCCGAUGACAUAGUGGUAGAGUCCGGUCCUGUACAGUACGAUGCAGAGGAUGGACCCCACCAUGAGGAUGAAGGGGAGGAUGAGUAUUAUGAUGAGGAGGAUGAUCAUCUUCAGAGUGCUGCUCAGUUGAUGGGACAUAGAGGUGAUGAUGAUUAUCAAGACAACUAUGAAAUGGACGACUUGGAGUAGGAGCCAGAGCAAAACCUACAAAUUCUUUGACAUACCUCUGCUAUCUUGACACAUUUCCAAUGCUAGAUGAGAAAGAAAUUAUCAACUUUGUCAAGUCGGGAAUAAAAAUCAACAUAAACACCUUGCAUUGUCUGUGAUUUGAUGUAUUCUUAGAGAAACUACCGUAUAUUGAAUGAUUAUUCAUGAUAGACAAUUUUUAUCAUAUAUGUAUUGAUCUUGAAAUAGCAUCAUGUGUGCUACAAUAAAAUGUCCUUAUUAAAUGUCAUCGCCAUUCUGGUUGAGAGACUCCAUUGAUUGUAAUGAUGAUUGUUGCCGAUUUGGGAAUGCCAUUGCUUAUGGUUUGAAGAAGUCUGAAAAUAGAGGCCCAAUGUAGCUGUGAAUGACCAUUGCAUAUCAGACGAGUUACAAUGUAAUGGUUGUUCAAUGAAACCUGUCCAUAAAGACCACCGAAAGGAGACAAGAAAAGUGGUCUUUAUAACCAGGUGGUCUUUAUGGACAGGUUACUUUAGUACAUUUUUCAAUGAGAAUCCAUUUUCAAGGGAAACCAAAAAAAUAUGGUCUUUGUAGACCAGUGGUCACUAAAACAGGUUUUGCUCCUAUGUACUUGUCACAUUAACAUUAACAAUUGGUACACUGUAGACUGGUAAUAUUAAUCAUCCUAUUCCACUGACAAUAAAGGAUAUUUGUCCACCCCUUCCUGAUAUGUUUUUUUUUUAAUUGAUGUUCUAAACAUUGCAUAAAUACAAUGUUAUUAAAGAAAUUGUUUUACUAAUUUUUUAACCUAUGGGUAAGAAUAAUUUAUAUAUUUUAAUUGUCUUCUAUGCACAGUAUCAUCAUUUGGCAAGAACCCAAAGACAGUAUAUAUAUUUUGAUAACAUACUAAUUAAAAAAAAUGUUGAUAUACAUGCUUUACCAAAUAUUAGGGCUAUAUUUCUGUCAUCAUGAAAUGAAAACUAUUUGAAUGAAACAAACAAUACCUCACGCUAUUGAUAAUGUAAGAAUUUCAUUUUUUAAUGUUCAUCACUAUUCCUUUAGCAAAUUGGCUCUCCACAAUGAAAUAGACAUGAAUACAAAAUAUAUACAUUUAAAUUUUCUUGUAUACAUAAAAAAUUGAACUGAAUGUAGUACAAAGACUGUUCUUCUUAGAAGAGCAAUAUAUGAAUCAAUUUGGCAACAAACGCAUCAAAAUAAUCACCUCUAGGAAUUGAAUUGAAUAACUAGAUCCAUUAUCUUUGAGCAAUUGAAAUUGAGAUGAAUCCUUGCAUUAACAUCUUUCAAUGCACAAUAUACAAGCUCUUUUCAGGCAGAACAAUUAUAAAGAGAUAUUUACCAGGUAACAUUGGUAUAAAUUGUCUGCUGAGAGCCAGAAACGCAUUAUCUCAUACACUUAAACUCACAAUCAAUGUUUUUGCUCUCACCAGACAUUUGUCAUUUCAUUUCCUGAUGUUCUCUACUUUUCUGAGACAGUUGAUAUUAUAGUAUGAAAGAUUAUUUGAUUUAAACUCCUACAGAAAAAAGAAGACUUUAUUGCCAAUUUGGCUAUUAUUUAACAAUAAAAAGAAGCGUUUGCUUCUCCCAGUACUCGA
Strongylocentrotus purpuratus (purple sea urchin) is the source of this 3707-nucleotide messenger RNA. Its product is annotated as transcription factor IIIB 90 kDa subunit-like. Gene Ontology annotation, cellular component: transcription preinitiation complex; nucleus; transcription factor TFIIIB complex. Gene Ontology annotation, molecular function: RNA polymerase III general transcription initiation factor activity; RNA polymerase III type 3 promoter sequence-specific DNA binding; TBP-class protein binding. The transcript has 15 exons. The annotation marks the transcript as partial. Gene Ontology annotation, biological process: transcription by RNA polymerase III; transcription preinitiation complex assembly; DNA-templated transcription initiation. NCBI's taxonomy places the organism in Eukaryota, Metazoa, Echinodermata, Echinoidea, Camarodonta, Strongylocentrotidae. The record is from RefSeq and is a predicted model, not a curated record.